This is a messenger RNA of Sesamum indicum (sesame), 729 nucleotides long. RefSeq lists its product as uncharacterized. The record is from RefSeq and is a predicted model, not a curated record. Gene Ontology annotation, cellular component: small nuclear ribonucleoprotein complex. NCBI's taxonomy places the organism in Eukaryota, Viridiplantae, Streptophyta, Magnoliopsida, Lamiales, Pedaliaceae. Gene Ontology annotation, molecular function: RNA binding. Gene Ontology annotation, biological process: RNA splicing.
AUUGAAAAGGUUCGGAAAACCCUUGUUCGCAGCAAAACCCCAACUCCGGACUGGUCUAUAAACCCUAAGGUUAUCGCGUUGAGAUCGUAUUUGUUUGGAGCUCGUAUUCUUAGUCGAAUAUGAGUCAGCCAAUGGAUCAGGAUGCCCCCGGAAAGAAUGAGGAGGAGGAGUUCAACACGGGUCCACUUUCUGUUUUGAUGAUGAGUGUUAAAAAUAACACACAGGUGCUCAUCAACUGCCGCAACAACAAAAAGCUUUUGGGCCACGUGAGGGCUUUUGACCGUCACUGCAACAUGGUGCUCGAAAAUGUGCGCGAGAUGUGGACUGAGGUGCCCAAGACUGGGAAAGGCAAGAAGAAAGCUCUUCCAGUGAAUAAGGAUCGUUUUAUUAGUAAGAUGUUUCUCCGUGGAGAUUCCGUGAUCAUUGUCCUGAGAAACCCCAAGUAACAAGAGCGAUUAUUAUGUUUCUGUGGCAAGCUAAAUUUCUUUAUUUCAUUCAGGUGAACAACUACGGAAGUCGGUGUGAGUCUUGUCUGCAUGCAGUAGAUAGAUAGCUAGAUGCUUUCAUCAUUUUGCACUUCAUUCCCGCCAGUCUGAAUUUUUUGUGUCAACUCUUGGUCCUCUUUUAAGAAUUUACGCAUAUGUAGUUGUCUGAAUUAAAAAUUUCGAAGUAUUGUGUAUGCUUUCCUGUAGCUGAUUUGUAGUUGAAAUAGCGACCUGGUUUUUGUUC